Messenger RNA from Knipowitschia caucasica, 1161 nucleotides. The record is from the annotation of a GenBank genome assembly. Lineage: Eukaryota; Metazoa; Chordata; Actinopteri; Gobiiformes; Gobiidae.
AUGUCCUCUAUCCAGAACCUCAAAACUUUCGACCCCUUUGAUGAUGCCUGUAAAGGAGAUGACAGUCUCCCGGCCUGCACCGAAGACUGCAUCCACAUAAGAAUCCAGCAGAGGAACGGCAGGAAGACCCUGACCACAGUGCAGGGCAUUGCCGAGUGCUAUGACAAGAAAAAGAUGAUCAAGCAUUUCAAAAAGAGGUUUGCCUGUAACGGGACUGUGAUCGACCACCCGGAGUAUGGAGAGGUUAUCCAGCUGCAGGGUGACCAGCGCAAACACAUCUGCGACAUCCUCGCAGAGUGGGGCCUGGCCAAGGAGGACCAGCCGUCUACAGCCGACACCACACCGCCUAACCCAGUUAUCCUCCCCGAGAAAAACGACUAUUAUCGUAUGUCCACUAUCCAGAACCUCAAAGACUUCGACCCCUUUGAUGAUGCAUGUAAGGGAGAUGACAGUCUCCCGGCCUGCACUGAAGACUGCAUCCACAUAAGAAUCCAGCAGAGGAACGGCAGGAAGACCCUGACCACAGUGCAGGGCAUCUCCGAGCACUAUGACAAGAAAAAGAUGAUCAAGCAUUUCAAAAAGCAAUUUGCUUGCAACGGGACUGUGAUCGAGCACCCGGAGUAUGGGGAGGUGAUCCAGCUGCAGGGUGACCAGCGCAAACACAUCUGCGGGUUCCUUGCAGAAUGGGGCCUAGCCAAGAAGGAGCAGAACAUUCCCAAACGUUUGUGGAGCAAAGAUGUUGUCAGCGGUGGUAACGUGUCCACACGAGGGCGCUGCGUGACCGACGUGAGCGUUCUGUUUAUGAUGCAGCAGGAGGUCUGGGUGUGGCAUCUCGCCCUCCCUCUGCCCGCCAUCGUCCUCAUCUCAGUGGGGGCCUACCUGCUACUGCUGGGGGCUGCUCUUUGGCUCCGCUACUGCCUCAAGGACCGCUGCUCCGUGUCCUGCUCGGACUGUUGCUCUGGAGUCUCUCUCUGUGAAAACUGUUUUAAAAUGGCCGAAGUUUGUGACUGUCGUCCUCCGUCGCUGAGAUCCUGCUUCAGCUACAGCAGUCUGAGCUCCUGCCCCACCCCCUCUUGUUCGGCUCUGGACUGUGCCUGCACCUGUCAGCCUCCAGAGUGUGAGUCCUGCAACUGUCUCUGCUUCGAGAUUCGCAUCAAAUGA